AUGGCUGUUAAUUCUCCAACUUCAUCUCCAGUGACUAUCACAGUCACUUCCUCCGGUGGGUCUCGAAGCAAGGGAUUGACUAGCCCCGUGCCUCGUCACUCCAUAACGAACAACCCCAACUCUCCUAUCAGUGGACGAGGGUUAGGGGGCUCAGGCGGUGGAGAAAAUCGCAGGGCUUCUUCAAGUGGUGGGCGAUAUCUUUCUUUCUCGAAAGACAGCACGGACGAAUUUGUAGCUUAUACUGUCCAUAUUCCUUCAACUCCUGAUAAUCGGGUGGUGUCAGAAUCUCAGACCAGUUCUCUUGAAACUAGCAAGAGCCGGAGCAAAAACCCAUCUAAAGAUUUUAUCAAGGAUACUAUUUUCACAGGAGGAUUCAAUUCUGCAACAAGGGCUCAUGCCCGGAAGAGCUCGGAGGAGGAGUCGCUGGUGAUGAAGUCGAAAACGGAGUGUGGAAUGGAUGGUUGUGAUGAGAAGGCAGUGGAAGGAAAUUUGAAGGGCUAUUGUGAUUGUGGAUUCAAAAUUUGCAACGAUUGUUACAUGGACUGCAUCGAAAAUGGAGGAGGGCACUGUCCCGGUUGUAAAGAGCCUCAUAAGGAUUUUAGCGAUGACGAAAGUGAUCACGAGCCACGAUCCGAGGAGAAGGAUCAGGCGAAUCCUCUACCUUCGUGGGGUGGGGGUGCUAAGUUGGAGAAGAAUUUUUCAUUGGUGCAGUCUUUCAAAAAUCCGAACCACGAUUUUGAUCACACCAGAUGGCUUUUUGAGACAAAAGGGACUUAUGGAUAUGGCAAUGCUUUGUGGCCAAGAGAUGGAUAUGAAUUCGGAAGAGGGACGGAAAGAUAUGAGAACCCCCCGGAUUUUAGUGAUAGAAGAAACAAGCCUUUGACUCGAAAAAUUGGGAUUUCUGCUGCAAUAAUCAGUCCAUACAGAUUGCUUAUGGUUCUUCGACUUGGCGCCCUUGCUUGCUUCCUAACAUGGAGAAUCUCACAUCCUAAUCAUGAAGCAAUGUGGUUGUGGCUGAUGUCUGUUAUUUGUGAAAUGUGGUUUGCACUGUCUUGGGUUCUUGAUCAACUGCCAAAAAUUUGUCCGGUGAGGAGGGUGACGGACCUCUCAGUCUUGAGAGAGCGGUUUGAAUCCACUGAACCAAAUCUUCGGAACCCAAAACAAUUAUCCGACCUUCCUGGAAUUGAUGUGUUUGUGUCUACAGCUGAUCCAGACAAAGAACCACCACUUGUGACAGCAAAUACAAUUCUUUCGAUCCUUGCUGUUGAUUAUCCGGUGGAAAAGAUUUCGUGUUACCUAUCAGAUGAUGGAGGCUCUUUAGUAACAUUUGAAGCUCUUGCUGAGGCUGCCAGCUUUGCAAGACUAUGGGUUCCUUUCUGUAAAAAACACAAGAUAGAGCCCCGAAAUCCUGAGGCAUAUUUUGCACAAAAACGUGAUCCACUUAAGAACAAAGUACGUCUUGAUUUUGUCAGGGAUAGGCGAAGAGUUAAGCGAGAAUAUGAUGAAUUUAAGGUGAGGAUUAAUGCUUUACCAGAGUCGAUUAGACGAAGAUCAGAUGCUUACAAUGCUCAGGCCGAGUUACGGGCAAAGAAGAAACAGCACGAACUCGGGGAAAAUCCAUCCGAGCCUGUAAAGGUCCCAAAGGCUACUUGGAUGGCUGAUGGGAGUCACUGGCAUGGAACAUGGUCAUCAUCAGAAGAAGGUCAUUCAAAAGGUGAUCAUGAAGGCAUUAUACAGAUAAUGUUGGUUCCAGCGAGUCCAGAACCACUUUUUGGUACUGAAAGCAAUGAGGAGAACUUGGUUGACACAACUGAUGUUGAUAUAAGAUUACCAAUGUUAGUUUAUGUGUCCCGUGAGAAACGACCUGCUUUCGAUCACAACAAGAAAGCUGGAGCAAUGAAUGCUUUAGUCCGGUCAAGUGCAAUAAUGUCAAAUGGUGCUUUCAUCCUAAAUCUGGACUGUGACCAUUACAUCUACAAUUCUUUGGCAUUAAGAGAAGGAAUGUGUUUUAUGCUUGACAGAGGUGGUGACAGGAUUUGCUUUGUUCAGUUCCCACAAAGGUUUGAGGGCAUUGAUCCAAAUGAUCGGUAUGCAAACCAUAAUACAGUGUUCUUUGAUGUAAGCAUGAGAGCACUUGAUGGCUUGCAGGGUCCUAUGUAUGUAGGGACGGGAUGCAUUUUCCGGAGAAUCGCUCUCUAUGGGUUUAGUCCUCCGAGAGCUACCGAACAUCACGGAUGGUUCGGCAGACACAAGACUCGGAAGCUACUCAGGAAAUCGAAGGGGCAAAAAGAGCAAGAAGACGAUGAAUUGCUUUUGCCAAUCAGUGGGAAUCAAAAUGACGAUGAUGAUGCUACCAGGGCCUCACUUGCUAAACAGUUUGGAAACUCAACUUCUCUUAUUGACUCGAUAGCUGUGGCUGAAUUCGGGGGAAGGCUCCUCCACGAGUUGCGAGGAAAAGGAUGUUUGGGAAGGCCUGCAGGUUCACUUGCUGUUCAACGCGAACCUUUAGAUGGUGCAGCUCUAGCAGAGGCAGUCAGUGUUAUAACAUGCUUCUAUGAGGAUAAAACUGAGUGGGGCAAGAGGGUUGGAUGGAUAUACGGUUCAGUUACCGAAGAUGUUGUCACAGGUUAUCGGAUGCAUAACCGAGGUUGGAGAUCAAUCUACUGUGUUACAAAGAGAGAUGCAUUUCGUGGGACGGCUCCAAUCAAUUUAACAGACAGGCUCAAUCAAGUCCUUCGAUGGGCAACUGGUUCGGUUGAGAUCUUCUUUUCUCGAAACAACGCUUUAUUCGCAAGUCCAAGAAUGAAGUUUCUACAAAGGGUGGCAUAUUUCAACGUUGGACUAUACCCUUUUACUUCAAUCUUCCUCCUUGUUUAUUGCGUUCUGCCUGCACUUUCACUCUUCUCUGGAAAGUUCAUCGUCCAAUCCCUUGACGUAACUUUUCUCGUUUUCUUAUUAGCCAUUACACUCUCUCUUUGCAUGCUUGCACUCCUCGAAAUCAGGUGGUCAGGAAUCACCCUCCAUGACUGGUGGCGAAAUGAACAGUUCUGGUUGAUCGGUGGAACAAGUGCACACCCUGCAGCUGUAGUUCAAGGAUUGUUAAAAGUCAUAGCUGGGAUUGAAAUUUCAUUCACAUUAACAUCAAAAUCUACAGCACCGGAUGAUGGAGAUGAUGAAUUUGCUGAGUUAUAUGAGUUUAGAUGGACAACUUUGAUGAUCCCGCCAAUCACAAUCAUCAUGUUCAAUGUGAUUGCAAUCGGCGUGGCUAUUUCUAGAACGGUGUAUAGUCCUUUCCCACAGUGGAGCAAACUUCUUGGAGGUGUUUUCUUCAGCUUUUGGGUUCUUUCUCAUCUUUACCCCUUUGCGAAGGGACUGAUGGGAAAAAGGGGGAAGAUUCCAACUAUAGUAUUCCUCUGGUCAGGACUCAUCUGCAUUAUCAUUUCGUUGCUCACGGUGUACAUAUACCCUCCUUAUGGAAGCCAAGGUAAUCUGAGAUUCGAGCUACCAUAA
Messenger RNA from Fraxinus pennsylvanica, 3510 nucleotides. The record is from the annotation of a GenBank genome assembly. NCBI's taxonomy places the organism in Eukaryota, Viridiplantae, Streptophyta, Magnoliopsida, Lamiales, Oleaceae.